Messenger RNA from Aureobasidium namibiae CBS 147.97, 885 nucleotides. RefSeq lists its product as uncharacterized. NCBI's taxonomy places the organism in Eukaryota, Fungi, Ascomycota, Dothideomycetes, Dothideales, Saccotheciaceae. The record is from RefSeq and is a predicted model, not a curated record. The annotation marks the transcript as partial. The transcript has 2 exons.
UCUCUCAUCUAUGCUGUGCUGCCACCGCUCAUCAAAAACUCCAUGCCAAAAGUGCCAUCUCUGCGCCGUUCGCUUUCGGGCUACAACCGUGCAGCUGCAUUAGUCGGUCACGUACGAGCGUUGAGCACAGAGAGCUCGAGACCUGGCUCAGCUACCCCUCCACCGCCCUAUCAGGAGCCCAUCGCUUCUCUGACUUCCGUCCUGUCUGAUAUCGAUUUCCAAGAUACACCGCCGACGUCGCCUCGUUCUUUACCCGUGGAUGCACCUGUCUUCGUUGAUGACGAGCGAGCCGGGAUAAAAUGGGAGUUUGCACGUCAAGGCUCGAGUCUACUCCAAAGCUCAUCGUGUCUUUCCUCCAAUCCGGACUUCAGUCGCCAGCUGUACAUUGAUGCUGUCAGCUAUCUUCUUCGAGGUCUGCCACGGAACCUUUUCAUGGAAGAGACAGUACGACUUCAAGCGGCUAUACCAUCCGAGAUGAUGCCGCCUCAGCAGCCUAUCGAGACAGUUGUUGUCCAAGGCCAAUCUCAUGAUCAUCGGGCCACACAGCAAGAAGAGGAUCCAACAAUACUCCAUCGUAUGGUAGCAAUGGUAGUGCUCCAGAUGUUCCUUCUCCUCUCCUUCCUCUGGCCGUACGUCCAAACGGGAUGUCGAGGUGCGUACGAAUACGAGAGAGAAUACCACAUCUCGGAGAAGAUACUCAACCGGUCCUGGACGACCGCAAAUGCAUUGAGCAAAAAUACCAUGACUGUUGCCAAAACGGUCUGUAGCUGGAACGAUGGUCAAGUGGGUGCAGCCCUUGAAGAUGUGGUCGUCUGGUGGGUCCAUGGCAUCACUGGUGGACUGCGAGAUGGUGUAAAGGAUGGUAUGGAAAUGUUCGGCGUCAGA